AUGAGCAGCAAAGUUUCACGAGACACCCUCUACAAGGCAGUGCAGGAAGUCCUGUAUGGGAACCGGUGUAAGCGCUGCAAGUUUCUGGAUAUGGUGGAGCUGCAGAUCAGCCUAAAGAACUACCACCCUCAGAAGGACAAACGCUUCUCAGGUACCAUCAGGCUUAAGUCCACCCCUUGCUCCAAGUUCUCUGUGUGUGUCCUGGGGGACCAGCAGCACUGUGAUGAAGCCAAGGCCGUGGAUAUCCCCGCCAUGGACAUUGAAGCACUCAAGAAGCUUAACAAGAACAAGAAGUUGGUCAAAAAGCUGGCCAAGAAGUAUGAUGUCUUUUUGGCCUCUGAGUCUCUGAUCAAGCAAAUCCCACGUAUUCUGGGCCCAGGCCUAAACAAGGUGGGUAAGUUCCCCUCCCUGUUGACACACAAUGAAAACAUGGUGGCCAAAGUGGAUAAGGUGAAAUCCACAAUCAAGUUCCAGAUGAAGAAGGUGUUGCGUCUGGCUGUUGCUGUCGGUCACGUGAACAUGACCAAUGGCGAGCUAGUCUACAACAUCCACCUGGCUGUCAACUUCUUGGUGUCCUUGCUCAAGAAAAACUGGCAGAACCUCCAGGCUCUGUACAUCAAGAGCCCCAGAGUCUGUAUUAGGAUGCUCCAAUAAACCUCGGUGCUGCCAAAAAGAAAGACAGAAAGAAAGAAAGAAAGAAAGAAAGAAAGAAAGAAAGAAAGAAAGAAAGAGAGAAAGAAAGAAAGAAAGAAAGAGAGAGAGAGAGAAAGAAAGAAAGAGAGAAAGAAAGAAAGAAAGAGAGAGAGAGGGAAAGAAAGAAAGAAAGAAAGAAAGAAAGGAAGAAAGAUCCUUUGCAAUAAAACAAAAAGAAGAGAAGCACACA
This is a messenger RNA of Rattus norvegicus (Norway rat), 883 nucleotides long. Lineage: Eukaryota; Metazoa; Chordata; Mammalia; Rodentia; Muridae. The record is from RefSeq and is a predicted model, not a curated record.